Messenger RNA from Electrophorus electricus (electric eel), 1182 nucleotides. RefSeq names its product CKLF-like MARVEL transmembrane domain containing 4 (gene cmtm4). The record is from RefSeq and is a predicted model, not a curated record. Lineage: Eukaryota; Metazoa; Chordata; Actinopteri; Gymnotiformes; Gymnotidae. Gene Ontology annotation, cellular component: membrane.
AGUGCUCACGAGGCCAGAACGCCGCUGCGUGUCUUCUGUCCCGGUUAAUAAAGGACUGAGGGCCGUGAGGGCGGGGCGCGUGACUCACAACACCGGGGUCUUAAACUAACACGGAGAGGGACAUGUCAGGAGUCGCGUGGUCGGUUGGCGUGGGAUUUCUGUUUACUCCAUGAACGUGUCCAAAAACGAGCACGAGACCAAGAACGGAUGGGAGCUCGCUUUGAACAGCGGUGAAAUCACGGAGCGAUGGUCGGUCCGAGCCGUGCAGAACCACCGGGCUCGGGAGAAACGGCGCCGUGAUACCAGGUUCUCAGCAUCUGAGCUUCACGUUUGGUCUCGAAUAGUUCUCACGCGGCCAGACGUUUAGUGCUCCGCGCGUAGCCUGGUGAAGUAUCGCGCACAGGCGCGCUGGAUCUUCUCAGAGCUUAGACACGGAACCGCGAGCUUGCGAGGGUCACUUUGCCCGAGCAUCGUUUUAGUCGAAAAGUCACGCGAGCCGAGGCCUGGGUUGGUUUGGCCAUGAGGAGCAGCGAGGACACGGGCGCGAGCAGCCCGUACCAGCCCACCACCGAGCCCGUGCGCUCCAUGGACGUGUUCGGGAGCGUCAGGUGCGACCUGCAGUAUCUCAGAUCCCACUUUGGUAUUUUAAAAGCGGUCGAAGUGAUCCUGUCUUUAAUGGCCUUCAUCUGCAUUGAGACGGUGAUGACGUGUUCCCCCUGCUCUGCCAUCUACCUCUUCGAGUUUGUCAGCUGCAGCACCUUCAUUGUGACGGGCGUCUUCCUCCUCAUCUUCGGCCUGAACCUGCACACCAAAGUCCCGCAAGUCAACUGGAGUCUAACGGACCUGGUUAGCACUGCCAGCUGCACUGUCUCCUUCUUCCUGGCCUCUGUGGUCUUGGCAGCUCUCAACCACCAGAACGGAGCCGAGAUCCUCGCUGUGAUCUACGGCUUUGUGGUGAUGGUGGUUUAUGGUGUGAACACAUAUCUGGCUGUGCAACGGAGGCGUUUGGGAGAGCAGUGCCCCCUGCAGGCCAGCGAGUACAUGCGUGCCCGCACAGCUUCCCGCGGAGAGGUGGAGACACAGCCAGAGCUUCAGUAACGUCUCCUCCGAGACCACCAGAGACUACACCCACCUCACGCAUGCACGCACACACAGACCCCACCUCACACACACACGCGCACA